This is a messenger RNA of Theobroma cacao (cacao), 3954 nucleotides long. Lineage: Eukaryota; Viridiplantae; Streptophyta; Magnoliopsida; Malvales; Malvaceae. The record is from RefSeq and is a predicted model, not a curated record.
GCAAACCAGCCUUUGAACCGUCACUCCGGACAGAAUCACUUAAUUGACUGAACUGCAUAUUUUCCCUGGAAUCAAACAGAAAACAGCAUCGCCUCCAUUUUCCCUGAAACCAAACUCACUUAACAAAUGGACUCCCUCAAGUCUACCUUCCUCUCCAGCACAACCCAUCUCUACCCUUCAUUUCCCCUCUCAAAACUGCCCACAACGAACCCCAAAAUCCCCAUACACUCCUCAAUCCACCCGGACCCGUUUACCCUCAGCGACGGCAACCCAACACAACCGAAACCCAAAUCCAGAAACCCAAAAAAACCCCUCUCCGACGACAACGCGCGUCGAAUUAUAAACAAAAGGGCCCAAUAUUUGAGCGUGUUGAGGCGUAACCAAGGGCCACGCGCCAUGACUCCGAAAUGGAUAAAGAGAACCCCUGAGCAGAUGGUAAAGUAUUUGGAAGAUGAGAGGAAUGGGGAGUUGUAUGGGAAGCAUGUCGUGGCGGCGAUAAAGGCGGUGAGAGGGAUGGGAGAGAGCAGAGAAGGGGAAGUUGAUGUGAGGAGGGUGAUGGGGAGUUUUGUUGGGAAGUUGAGCUUUAGGGAAAUGUGUGUGGUUUUGAAAGAACAGAAGAAUUGGAGGCAGGUUAGGGAUUUCUUUGCUUGGAUGAAGUUGCAGUUAUGCUAUCGCCCGAGUGCUAUUGUUUAUACAAUUGUGUUACGUGCUUAUGGGCAAGUUGGGAAAAUCAAACUGGCUGAACAGACCUUCCUGGAGAUGCUUGAAGCGGGGUGUGAACCUGAUGAAGUUGCUUGUGGUACCAUGUUGUGUACAUAUGCUAGAUGGGGGCGUCACAAGGCUAUGUUGUCCUUUUAUUCUGCCGUUCAAGAAAGGGAAAUUACACUCUCAACUGCUGUUUACAAUUUUAUGCUGUCUUCUUUGCAAAAGAAAUCACUCCAUGAAAAGGUCAAAGAUUUAUGGAGGCAAAUGGUAGAUAAAGGGGUGGCACCUAAUAGGUUCACUUAUACUGUAGUAAUCAACUCACUUGUUAAAGGGGGGAUUUUUGAAGAGGCUGUCAAGACUUUUGAUGAGAUGAAGAAACAUGACUUUGUCCCUGAGGAAGCAACUUAUAGCCUGCUUAUUAGUUCACACACUAAAGAUGGUAACUGGCAGGAUGCACUAAGAUUAUAUGAAGACAUGAGAUCCAGGGGAAUAGUUCCAAGCAAUUACACAUGUGCAUCACUUUUAACUUUGUAUUAUAAGAAUGAAGAUUAUUCAAAAGCUCUAUCUCUUUUUACAGAGAUGGAAAGAAAUAAAAUUGGAGCUGAUGAAGUUAUAUAUGGCUUGCUUAUUAGAAUAUAUGGAAAACUUGGGCUUUAUGAGGAUGCCCUGAGAACAUUUGAAGAGAUUGAGCGGCUUGGCCUACUUAGUGAUGAGAAAACAUAUUUAGCAAUGGCACAAGUCCAUCUUAAUUCAGGAAAUGCUGAGAAAGCUCUAGCUGUUAUUCAAAUAAUGAAGUCUAGAAACAUUUGGUUCUCAAGAUUUGCUUAUAUUGUUUCAUUGCAAUGUUAUGUCAUGAAUGAAGAUCUGGAUUCUGCUGAAGCUACAUUUCUGGCUCUAGCUAAGACUGGACUUCCAGAUACUGGUUCUUGCAAUGACAUGCUCAGAUUGUAUAUAAGACUCAACUUGACUGAAAGUGCCAAGAAUUUUAUUGUCCAGAUAAGGAAAGAUCAAGUAGUUUUUGAUGAGGAGCUUUAUCGGGCAGUUGUAAGAAUAUAUUGCAAGGAGGGAAUGCUAGAAGAAAUUGAGCAAUUGACUAAAGAGAUGGGCACUAAUGAUUCAUACAAAGAUAACAAGUUUAUUCAAACAUUUUUUAGAGCUAUGUGUGGAGAAUACAUGGGAAAUCAGAAAGUUAAAGUCAAUGUGGCCUCCAACCAACUUGAUACCACAGCUCUUGGAUGCUUACUUAGGCUCUAUUUGGAAUGUAAGGAUUUCGGUAAGAUGGAGGAAAUAUUGAAGUUGUUGCUUGAGACUGCCAAUAGCAUGUCUGUAUUGACUCAACUUGCUAGCAACUUAAUGAAAGAAGGUGAUAUAUCCAAAGCAAAAGCUUUUAAUGAUCAAGUGGUCAAGCUAAGUUGCAGUGGGGAUGAUGCAACAAUGGCGUCUAUGAUUGGUCUAUAUGGGAAGGAACAGAAGCUAAAACAGGCCCGAGAUGUCUUCACUGCAGUUGCAGAUUCUUCCACUUGCGGGAAAUUGAUAUAUAACUCAAUGAUUGAUGCAUAUGUUAAAUGUGGUAAACCUGAGACGGCAUAUUCACUGUUCAAGGAAGCAAACAAGAAAGGGCAUGAUCUCGGUGCUGUUGCCAUAAGCAAAGUUGUAUACUCUUUGACUAAUUUUGGAAAACAUCAGGAGGCAGAAGAGUUGAUACGUGUUAGUUUUCAGGAUAAUUUGGGACUUGAUACUGUGGCAUACAAUACAUUUAUCAAGGCAAUGCUAGAAGCAGGUAAAUUACGUUUUGCAACCAGCAUUUAUGAGCGUAUGCUUUCCAUGGGAGUUGCUCCAUCAAUUCAGACAUAUAACACAUUGAUUAGUGUCUAUGGACGAGGUCGUAAGCUGGACAAGGCGGUUGAGACGUUCAACAUGGCUCGCAACUUGGGCAUCGCUUUGGAUGAGAAGGCAUAUAUGAAUCUUAUUUGCUAUUAUGGGAAGGCUGGUAAGAGGGAUGAAGCUUCCUCCUUGUUCAGUAAAAUGCAAGAAGAAGGGAUAAUCCCAGGAAUGGCAAGCUACAAUAUUAUGAUGAAUGUAUAUGCCAGUGCUGGACUAUGUGAUGAAGUUGAGAAACUUUUUGAAGCCAUGCAGAGAGAUGGUUGCUCGCCUGACUCCUUCACCUAUCUUUCCCUUGUUCAGGCUUAUACUGAGUGUUUGAAAUAUGCAGAAGCAGAGCAAACUAUUAAAUCUAUGCAAAAAAGGGGCAUCCCCCCAACCUGUGCUCAUUUUAAUCACUUACUGUAUGCUUUUGCAAAAGUAGGGAUGACGAGGGAAGCAGAGAGGGUUUAUGGGGAGCUAGUAACAGCUGGUCUAAGUCCUGACCUGGCAUGUUAUCGCACCAUGCUGAGAGGUUACAUUGACUAUGGAUUAGUGGAAGAAGGCAUAGACUUUUUUGAGCAGAUCAGGGAUACUGCAGUGCCAGAUAGGUUUAUCAUGAGUGCGGCUGUGCAUAUUUACAAGUAUGUGGGAAAGGAAACUGAAGCUAAAAGUAUCCUGGAUUCCAUGAAUAAUUUAGGGAUCCCAUUUUUGGGAAACCUCAAAGUUGGAUCCAAGAUGAAAGUCUCUUGAUCUUUAAGAGUAUCAUUUUAGCACGACACAUUGGAUUCUGAUAUUCAUUUCUCGUUGACACCUAGCUUGAUUCUUCUUUAGAAGAAGGCCAUUAAUUACCAGGAGGGUAAUUGAAUUUAAAACUGAAUUCUUGGCAGUGUGUGAUAUUUGUCACUGUGCUGACUUAAAGGAAUGAAUUCUGUCCUGGACAUUGUUGCUCAAUAUCGAGUAAGGAAGUGAUAUGUGGCUUUGAAAAAGUGAGCUAAAAGAAUGACUUGGUUGAAGUUGAGAUUGCGUCUCAAUCAUCCCCUCGUCACAAAGCAAUCAUCGGCAAUUGCAGGUCUCCUUUUUAAACUACCUUUACAACUAUAGUGGAACAGCAUCAGGUUUAGGUAGCUGAGUUUAUUGAUCUAUGCUAUUUGAGGGUCUUGCAGCUGAAUCAAAACACUCAAAAGAAAGCUAAGUGUCUUGCUUCAGUUCAUUCUAAGGUCUGAUGAAGAAAGAUUCUUUGUUGCCUCCUCCACAAACCUCUAGAGGUGAAUCAGAGCUGGCAGCCGCCCCUGCUUAAUAGAGGGAAGUUCUGGUUGCUGAUUUAAUAAAGUGAGGGGGAAGGGGUUAAAGUAAUAAAGGAAGGGUAAUGUAUCAAAAAACUAGUUU